Molecule: messenger RNA, 1127 nt
Organism: Salvia miltiorrhiza (redroot sage)
Lineage: Eukaryota; Viridiplantae; Streptophyta; Magnoliopsida; Lamiales; Lamiaceae
Exons: 3
Coding region: 8-433 (141 amino acids)
Source: RefSeq, a predicted model, not a curated record
UCGCUAUAUGUAUAUAAACACGAUAGGUCAAUGUCGUCAACCUGGAGCUGGAAACCUUCAAAUUCAAUUCAACCUCCCAAAAAUGGAGUCUUUCUCCGAUGAAUCGCUCUUUCUCUCCUACUCGGAUUACUUCAAUUUUCUUCUCCUUCGCCCCCUUGCUGCUAUUCUCUUCACCGUCUCCUUACUCUUCUUUGGGUGGUUCUUGGCAUGGAAGCUGGUGCUGGUUCAUGUACCUCUAGUGCAGGAGAUUUUUGGUCUGAGGAAAAAAACCAUCAAACCAAAGCCUCCUGGUAGAAGAAGACUUACUCAAUUCUACAACAGAAUUAAUGCCCAAAAUCCCUCUUCAGAAGACGCCUAUGCUCACAAGGAAAUAUUGUUCUCGUCCAUGCAUUUGGUGAUCAAGCGUGCUCGAGUUAAUCAGUGGCUAAAAUAGUAUUUGCGUACUAGGAAAGUGAGGUACCAUUGACAAUAGCGUUGUUCUAAGCUCUAGACUCUAGAGGCAACUGCUGGACAUUUAGAAAACGUUAUACUUCAUGAUGAUAAUUUGAGGAUUUGAAAUCCUAAAUAACUCAAAAUCAUUUUGGAGUGACUGAAAUUCAAGAAUAGCAAGAAAAUAAGAUCUGCCAAUACUAUGUCUUUCAAAUACAUUUGCAUAAGAAUGUCAACGAGAAAUGUCCUUUCACUUGUUGAUGUAGUUACAUCUUAGUCGUUGAUGUAGUUACCAUCUUAGUUUGUGAUUUUCACUUGUUGAUGUAGUUAUCCUAGUUCGUGAAUUUUGAGACAACAAAUUGAUUUUCUAUGUUUUGGAAUCAGAGAGUAGCUGAAAAUUUCAUGUUUGAGAAUGUGUUGAUCUAAGCUCGGGACUCUGAACUGGUUAAUGUUGUGAAAGUUGUGAAAGGAAAGAAGCUUGAUUCUCUAUGUUUUGGAAUCACAGAGUAGCUGAAAAAUUCUUGCUUGAGAACGUGUUGAUCUAAGCUCUGGACUCUGAUAUGGAUAAUGUUAAUUGUGAAAAUAAGAAGCUCCCAAUCGAUGUGAAAAGAUCAUAGUUUGUAACUUAUACAUUUAUAAAAGGUUUGGACUUGUUUCAUUUUGAAUAAAAUCGAGUUCUGAGUUGAGUUUUUUAAAAA